AUGCCCCGCUCAGAAGAAGCAGAAUGGUGGGCCAAUGCAGUCUACGAGGCUGUCCAAGAAGUCCCCCGAGGCAAAGUCACAAGCUACGGGCAUAUCGCACUUCUACUGGGCGAACCCCAACGCCCUCGUCAAGUUGGAGUCUGUCUAAAGGUCCUCCCAGCGGCAGAGUCCGGCCAACAUUUCAACUCAAAUACCGUACCCUGGCAACGAGUGAUCAAUUCAAAAGGGAUGAUAUCGCAUCGCGGACCGGGCAGUGCAGCCCGCCAAGCAGAGGCGCUAGCGGAAGAAGGCGUGGAAACGACUACGGACAGCAUGGGCGACAUAUAUGUUGAUCUCUCGAAAUACGGAUGGUUUCCAGAGCAGCUUCCCAGCGAGGAAUCGUGA
Molecule: messenger RNA, 384 nt
Organism: Penicillium nucicola
Lineage: Eukaryota; Fungi; Ascomycota; Eurotiomycetes; Eurotiales; Aspergillaceae
Product: MGMT family protein
Exons: 3
Coding region: 1-384 (127 amino acids)
Biological process (GO): DNA repair
Molecular function (GO): catalytic activity
Source: RefSeq, a predicted model, not a curated record